AUGAGAGCCGGGAUGGGCUCGACAAGUUGGGCUUAUGUCUUUGGCGAUCAGACAAGCGAGUUUGAUUCUGGACUUCGACGUCUCCUCCAGGCAAAAGGCAACACUUUCGUUACAUCCUUUCUAGAAAGAUGCUCCUUCGCUUUACGCCAUGAAGUAACCCAGCUUCCACCUUCUGACCGUCGCAAAUUUCCUCGUUUCACCAGUAUUACCAGCCUACUUUCGAGAUAUCGGGAGUCAGGACCAAACCCUGCUCUCGAAAGUGCAUUAACUAUCAUCUAUCAACUGGGAUCCUUUAUUAGUUAUUACGGAGAUGGCGGCCAGAUUUAUCCUGUAGGUUCGGAAAGCUAUGUGAUUGGGCUAUGCACUGGCCUGCUUGCAUCUGCAGCAAUAGCAUCAUCAAGAACCAUUGGAGAAUUGAUUCCUCUAGCUGUCGAAGCUGUCGUUGUUGCUCUUAGACUUGGGCUAUGCGCCUACAAAGUCCGUAACUACGUCGGCCAAUAUGAUGGUCGCUCUCAAAGCUGGUCUGCUGUAAUCUCAGGAGUGAGUGAGGAGAGAGCUCUUGCUCUCAUUACUGAAUUUGGCAAGAAAAAGGGUCUUUCGCCUUCAUCUCGACCUUAUGUCAGCGCUGUCAGCUAUAAUGGACUUACGAUUAGUGCACCUCCUCUGGUCCUUGAAGAACUUAUUGACUCUGAGUUAUCAAAGCACGCCAAGCCUCUCAGAGUAGCAGUUCAUGCACCCUUUCAUGCACCGCACCUUUAUGGGCAGGAAGAUGUGGAGUGGGCACUGAACACCACAAACCACGGCUCGUUCAAAGACUACUGUUCGCGCAUUCCUGUCUUAUCCAGUACCACUGGCUAUGAAAUUGCUGCAGAAAGCUUUGAGGACUUGCUCAGGGUUGCCGUCGAAGAGAUUCUUCUCAAGCAGCUUUGCUGGGAUAAAGUUCUUGAUGGCUAUUCAUCCAUUAUCAAGGGUUCAUCCGUCUCUACAUGUACAAUUUUCCCUGUCGCAACUUCGGCUUCUUCAGGGCUUGUGUCUGCAUUGAAGCGCGCUGGAAUCUCUGAAGUUCUUCUGGAAAAUACACUCAGUGAUUCUACCAAGCCUGGAAAGUUCCCAAGUACAACAGGCAGGACCGAACAAUCCAAAAUUGCCAUCAUCGGUCUCUCCGGAAGGUUCCCAGAUGCACCAAGUCCCGAGCAUUUCUGGGAUAUCCUCUACCAAGGCCUUGAUGUUCACAGAGAGGUACCUCCUGAUCGGUGGAACUGGAAGACGCACGUCGAUCUUACUGGCAAGAAGCGCAACACCAGUCAAGUGCCAUACGGUUGUUGGAUUCCUGAGCCAGGCCUUUUCGAUCCCAGAUUUUUCAAUAUGUCGCCAAGGGAAGCACUUCAGGCAGAUCCAGGUCAGCGGCUGGCACUAGUCACGGCGUAUGAAGCGUUAGAGAUGGCAGGUUUUGUUCCUGACUCCACGCCCUCUACGCAGAAGGACCGUGUUGGUAUCUUCUACGGCAUAACCAGUGAUGACUACCGUGAAAUUAAUAGUGGUCAAGACAUUGACACCUACUUUAUCCCUGGCGGUAAUCGUGCUUUCACUCCCGGACGAAUCAAUUAUCACUUCAAAUUUAGUGGGCCGAGUGUCAGCGUGGAUACUGCAUGCUCCUCUAGUUUGGCAGCAAUCCAUAUGGCUUGCAAUGCAUUGUGGAGGAACGACUGUGAUGCCGCCAUUGCUGGAGGCACGAAUAUCCUUACUAACCCCGACAACCACGCCGGUCUUGACCGAGGCCAUUUCCUUUCUCGCACGGGAAAUUGCAAUACCUUUGAUGACGCAGCCGACGGUUAUUGCCGUGCGGAUGGUGUAGGCACUGUUGUUCUCAAAAGACUCGAAGAUGCGAUUGCAGACAAUGAUCCUAUCCAGGCUGUAAUUGCAGGAGCCUACACGAACCAUUCCGCCGAGGCUGUUUCAAUGACACGUCCUCAUGUCGGUGCUCAGGCUUUUAUCUUUGACAAACUUCUGAAUGAAGCCGAUGUUCAUCCCAAUGACGUGAGCUACAUUGAGAUGCAUGGAACUGGCACCCAAGCUGGUGAUGCGGUUGAGAUGAAGUCAGUGCUUGACACAUUCGCUCCUGAUCAUGGUCGAAAGCCAGAGCAAACCCUCCACCUCGGAUCAGCAAAGUCAAACAUCGGCCAUGGAGAAUCAGCAUCGGGUGUUGCGUCCUUGAUCAAAGUAUUGCUCAUGAUGCGCAAAAGCACGAUUCCUCCGCAUUGUGGAAUCAAAACAAAGAUCAACCAGAAUUUCCCGACAGAUCUCAAGGAACGCAAUGUCCAUAUUGCUUUCAAGCCUACGCCUUGGGUAAAGCCGGAGUCAGGGUUGCGCAGAUGUUUCCUUAAUAACUUUUCUGCAGCCGGAGGAAACACUGCACUCCUUUUAGAAGAUGCACCAAAUCGCCAAAUUGCUACCAUUGCCGAUCCGCGCUCAAUGUUCUCAGUUGCAGUCUCAGCCAGAUGUCAAGCCUCGCUUAAGAACAACAUAAAGAACCUUUCAGAUUGGAUCGAGAAGCACUCUUCUGACAUGAAGGAGGAUGAGUUUUUAGCCAAGCUAUCCUACACUACUACUGCUCGACGUAUCCAUCACCCAUUCCGCAUUAUGGUUUCUGGAACAAAGGUUAGCGAGGUGCAAGAAGCUCUUCGUGCAGCAGCUAGCCGAGAAACCAUUAGCACAGCUCCAUCUGUCGCAUCGGGUGCCGGUUUUGUCUUUACUGGGCAAGGAGCACAAUACACCAACAUGGGGAAGCAGCUCUUUGAGGGAUUCUUGCAGUUCCGUUCUGAUGUUUUACGUUUCAACGGAAUUGCUCAGAGUCAAGGAUUUCCAUCUUUUGUCUCCUUAAUUGAUGGCAGUGUACCUAUUGAAGAAUUCGGCCCGGUGAUCACGCAGCUGGGAACAACUUGUAUGCAGAUGGCCAUAGCGAACCUAUGGAUUUCUUGGGAUGUCCGUCCUACGUUCGUCAUGGGUCACAGCCUUGGAGAGUAUGCUGCUCUCUAUGUCUCUGGAGCAUUGACAGCUUUUGAUGCAAUCUACCUAUGUGGUCGUCGUGCCCAACUUCUGGAAGAGAAGUGCAAGGUUGGAACUCAUGCAAUGCUGGCAGUGAGAUCUGGCUUGAGCGAGAUUACUCCUUUCCUCAAUCCAGGAGUGCACGAAGUCGCUUGCAUUAAUGCUCCUGGUGAGACCGUCAUUAGUGCUACCUCUCAGAAUAUUGAUGCUCUUGCUGAGCAGCUCGUUGCUGCAGGAAUUAAGGCCACCAAAUUGAAAGUGCCCUUUGCCUUCCACUCUUCUCAGGUUGAGCCAAUUCUGGAGGAGCUCACCAAGGUGACCAAGGGAGUCAAGUAUCACAAGCCAUCAAUCCCUCUUGUAUCUCCCCUUCUCGGAGAAGUGAUCAAUGAGAAGAACUAUGAGCAACUCAGUGGAACGUAUCUUAGUCGACAUUGCCGAGAGACUGUCAACUUCCUCGCAGCUAUCGAGGCUUCCCGACAUGCCAAGCUCAUGACGGACAAGACUGUAUGGAUUGAAAUUGGUUCUCACACGGUCUGUUCUGGUAUGAUAAAAUCUACCCUUGGCCCUCAGGCAAACACGGUAGCCUCGCUGCGCAGGAAUGAAGACACAUGGAAGGUGCUUUCCCAGAGUUUGACAUCUUUAUAUAUCGCUGGCAUUGAUAUACAGUGGAAGGAGUAUUAUCAAGACUUCAAAUCAAGCCAUGAGGUACUUCACCUACCAGCCUACAGCUGGGAUAACAAGAAUUAUUGGAUAGAUUACAAGAACGACUUCUGUUUGACAAAGGGUGGCGAUCCAGUCCCUCAGAUUACUAGCCCCGCGCCUUCACACCUCACAAUUUCUGCUCAGAAAAUCGUCAAAAGCAUCGGUGAAGCAAAUAAAGCAACUGUCAUUACCGAGACUGAUAUCUCUGAUCCCCGUUUGUGUCCUGUUAUUCAGGGCCAUAAGGUCAACGGAACUCCUCUCUGCCCCUCUUCAUUAUACGCCGACAUUGCCCAGACUUUGGCAGAAUACUUGAUUGUCAACUUCAAACCCGAGCUCAAAGGAGUUGGUCUUGAUGUCGCUGAUAUGGCCGUUCCAAAGCCCCUAAUCUACAAGAACGCCGGGCCUCAGCUCUUCCGGGCCGCUGCAACUGCUGAUUGGGAUGGCCGACAGGUAUCCAUGCAGAUCUACUCCGUCACUCCUGAAGGCAAGAAGAUGGCAGAUCACGCAAGCUGUAUUGUCAAAUUCUUUGAUGUCGAAGCUGCACAAGAGGAAUGGAAGCGCAAUGCAUAUCUUAUUCACAGAAGUGUUGAUCGGCUCUUCCAAAAUGUUGCUAACGGCGAUAGCAACAAGCUUGGUUGUGGAAUGGUCUACAAGUUGUUUGGGGCACUGGUCGAUUACGACAAGAACUACAAGUCGAUGCGAGAUGUCAUCUUAGACAGCGAUCAAUACGAGGCCACUGCUUUGGUCAAAUUCCAGGCUGAGAAAGCAAACUUCCACCGGAACCCGUUCUGGAUCGAUAGUAUAGGCCAUAUUACCGGGUUCACUAUGAACGCAAACGAUGCAACUGAUUCGGCCAACUUUGUCUACGUCAAUCAUGGCUGGGAUUCGAUGCGUUGUGCUACAAAGUUCUCCGCCGAUGCGACUUACCGCACUUAUGUUAGGAUGCAGCCCUGGCAGGGCACAAUCUAUUCCGGUGAUGUCUAUGUUUUCGAAGAAAAUGAAAUCAUAGCUGUAUACGGAGGGGUAAAGUUCCAAGGAGUACCGCGCAAGAUUCUCAACACUGUCCUUCCUCCACCAGGCGGUACCGCACAGGUAACCAAGCCAGCGACAAAGGGCCCAGUUCCUGUUCCUGUCACCGUGCCAAAGACAAAGCCCAUUGCAAAGGCAGUCAAAUGUAGUGCUCCUAAAACUCCUGCUCCCAGUGUCCUUGUCCAAGCUUUCAAGAUAUUGGCUAGCGAGGUUGGCCUGUCCGAAGCAGAGCUUUCGGACGACCUUGUCUUCUCUGACUAUGGUGUUGACUCGCUUCUCGCCUUGACUAUUACCGGAAAGUUCCGUGAAGAGCUCAACCUCGAUCUUGAAUCCAGUAUCUUCAUGGAUUAUCCAACUGUCAAAGACUUUAAAGGACUUUUGAUGCAGUCUGCAACCCCAGUGGAUAGCAGCGAAUCCUCCUCAGAGUCGUCUGUAUUCGACGAUUCUGGGUUAACGGAACCACCUACUCCCGGAACCCCUGGAGAUUACCCUCCACCUAUGAAGGUUGCUCCAUCUCUAGAAGAAGACAAGACUCUGGCUACCAUCCGCCAAACCCUCAUUGAAGAAAUCGGAGUGUCUGCAGAGGAGUUGACUGGGGAAGCAAACCUCAGUGAGAUGGGUAUGGAUUCUUUGCUAUCUUUGACUGUACUCGGAAGAUUACGUGAAGCUCUCGGUCUGGAUUUGCCAUCCGAGUUCUUCAUUGAGAACCCAACAAUGGGCCAGGUUGGAGAAGCUCUUGAUUUGAAGCCAAAAGCUCCCAUACGGCAGCCCAAGUCAGCUAUGUUGUCUACGUCAGCGCCAUUACUUCAACCAGAGGAUUUGUCUUCCAAACUUCAACACCCUCCAGCCACAUCUAUUCUUUUACAAGGAAAUCCCAAGACGGCCAAACAUACACUGUUCCUCUUCCCUGACGGCUCUGGCUCGUCAACUUCCUAUGCAACACUCCCCAAAAUAUCUGCAGAUGUCUGCGUUUAUGGAUUGAACUGUCCUUAUAUGAAGACUCCAGAGAAGCUCAACUGUGCCCUUCAAGAUCUCACUGCCUCAUACGUGGCCGAGAUGCGCCGUCGUCAACCGAAGGGGCCCUAUAACGUAGGUGGAUGGUCAGCCGGAGGAAUCAGCGCUUACGAUGCAGUCCGUCAGCUUGUUAUCGAGCAAGGUGAAACAGUUGAGAGAAUCUUCUUCCUUGACUCUCCAUUCCCAAUUGGUCUCGAGAAAUUGCCUCCUAGGCUGUAUAAAUUCUUUGACGACAUGAAGAUCUUCGGUGACGGAAAGGCACCUCCACCAAAAUGGCUUCUACCACAUUUCCUCGCUUUCAUCGAUGCGCUAGACAUGUACGAGGCAGUUCCUUUCCCAAGCAACGAUCCCAAGUAUGAGAGUCGCCUACCAAAGGCAUAUCUCGUCUGGGCCAAGGAUGGUGUCUGCGGCAAGCCUAGUGAUCCUCGCCCUGCACCAUCUGAGGAUGGCAGCCACGAUCCUAGGGAAAUGCUUUGGCUUCUCAAUGAUCGUACCGACUUCGGUCCGAAUGGCUGGGACACGCUGGUCGGUAAACACAAAGUCGCUUCAAUCGAGGCCUUGCAUGAAGCAAAUCAUUUCACAAUGAUGGACGGUAGUAAAGCCGGUGGAUUGUCUAGCUUUAUCAAGAAUGCUUUCUAA
This is a messenger RNA of Talaromyces stipitatus ATCC 10500, 6429 nucleotides long. RefSeq names its product conidial pigment polyketide synthase PksP/Alb1. Bases 1 to 6429 code for a protein of 2142 amino acids. The transcript has 4 exons. Lineage: Eukaryota; Fungi; Ascomycota; Eurotiomycetes; Eurotiales; Trichocomaceae. Gene Ontology annotation, molecular function: 3-oxoacyl-[acyl-carrier-protein] synthase activity; phosphopantetheine binding; fatty acid synthase activity. Gene Ontology annotation, biological process: fatty acid biosynthetic process. The record is from RefSeq and is a predicted model, not a curated record.